Messenger RNA from Astrephomene gubernaculifera, 1605 nucleotides. The record is from the annotation of a GenBank genome assembly. NCBI's taxonomy places the organism in Eukaryota, Viridiplantae, Chlorophyta, Chlorophyceae, Chlamydomonadales, Astrephomenaceae.
AUCAUACUACUUUGUCAGUAUAGGGAGCAUGCCUGCGGGCUCAGGCACGCUCAAGGCCUAUCUGGGCUAGAGCACAACCCACGUCCCUUUCUCUUAACCACCAGCUUCCCCAAGAUUGCUGCUGCUGAAUGCUUGAUGUAAUGGAUAUCGUCAACUUCAUGCAAAAAAAUAAAAGGCGCGGCUUGCUGUGGCAUUUUGGAAAGCCAUCCUGGUUUCGUGUCUCUGACAAUACCGUAGAGAAAGGGUCACUGUCGGCUGGACGUACUUUUGCUAGCGAGUCUUUUAAUCUGUGGGGGCCGUGCUAGCUCCUGAACCCUUUUGCUGCCCCGUGUGAUACCGGUACUGCGAUAUGGGCUCUACACGGCGCUCGUCACAUGGGCACUGUCUUUGUUCCGGGGGUAUGCGGGUUUCUUGGGGAAUGGUAGCUAGGCCUUUCCGCGCCAGCAAACGGUGGUGGGGUGGGGUCAAGAAGGCUACCCACGGAACAUUUUCGGCCACGUCCCUGGCCCAGUUGGGUAUGCAGCUAACACCAGCAGCACGUUGGCAGCUGCAAAAGGCUUAAGGCGAAAAGCCCGCCUUUCAGCUUUCGUCCGCUGCGCAAGAUGUUGGACUAAUUGGACAGGGGAGGCAAUGGCCGGGAAACUUGCUUUGGAUGGGAGCAAGUCUGUGACCCAUGACCGAUGACCCCCUGGAAUGGGGAGGCCCAUGUAGGGCGCUUAGGCCCAUGCCUCGCCAAAUCCAACCAACGCUCAAUGCCCUGCCAUCUAGGGUGCCAUUAGCACAGCGAUGUAUGCGUUGUCAAUAAUAUGAACAGCUAUCAUAUACCAGUGCCCGUGAAGGACAGUGCUGAAGUGUCGCGUGCAGCAUAUGAGGCUUUUUCAGUGGCUUCAGCUGGCCGAUCAUUCCUUGACCGUCACGCAUUUAAGUGCGCUGUAGUUGCAGCAACUGGAUGGAAGCCGAGCGUCGUGGAUUUAGAGCGCAUACUCAACCGGCCAGUACCCGCUGACGCAGAGCUUACGUACGAAUCCUUCUUGCGGACUGUACAGGUCCGAACAGACCUACAGCAAAUUAGUCCGAUCGGCUGAGCUUGUCUCCUUGAAAGAAGCGCGCCUUUAAUGAAGCAUGGUUUCGGGGCCUGUCACGCAGGCGGUGCUCAGCAUAAGGGAUCCUGAGGCUCACCUUCGCGCGGUGUACCAGGCCUUUGACGAAUCAGGUUCGCGCCCAUAUCGGCAACAUCAGGCCACACACGGCUAUAUGUCGCCAUGUUCGUUCCGUCUGUGUUGCACAGGUUUAGGAUUUAUCCGGCGUGAGGACGCGCUACGCAUAUUCAAGGACGCUGCUCCCGCUGUAAAGAGGAGCACCGUGGAAGAGGUAUUUGAUGAGCUGGACAUUGGCCUCACGGGGCGUGUCUCCUGCGAUGCCUUCAUCUCGGCAUUGAGGUCGCGACGCGCCUAACAGCAGCACCACCAACACACCGCUAACAGCGGGGCUCCCGGCGGCGACAGGUGACAGCAGGGGACACAAGGGAGCCGCUGGCGAGACGCGACACACCGACACAAGCCUUGCAGCCACCAACACCUCCGGUAGCCCACGGUCCACACUACG